CCUUUGUGCAUUUAUGAUUUUUAAUCAUCUUUAAUCAUCGUCUUAAGGCAAAUGCAAAGACCCUCCACAAAGUUAAAGAGGGCUUUCUAAGAGCAAGCAAAACAACCAGCAUGUAGCAUAAGAUGUGACACUCUGUCUUAUUUACUGCUAAUAUUAUCCUUGACCAAUGCUGACCAUAGAGCUUGGAUGGUUCCCAGUGUCCUCUCAGGUAUCCAGAACUGCGACCUCUUGCCAGCUGUUUCUUUGCACAAAGGUGCAUUCACAGAGUGUAUGUAAUGUUUAGGAGUACUGAGUACUGUGAGUGUAAGCACUGAACAAGAAAGGGCAUGAUUCAGCACAGUCAGCUAGGCUAAUCUUUUAUGGCACCCUGGUUUGGUUUUAACUGAUAACCCAGCGGGAGUGAGCUACAUCUCAUGCAUGGUCUAUGUGUGUUGUUUUAGUCCACUCCCUGGCCCCAUCCAAGCUCAGGUGACCCCAGUGCGAUAAGAUAAAUCUUUGCUCUCUGUUGUUUGCUUCACCUCUGAUCUCUUGACACUCCACCUGGGGAGGUACAGUAUAUGGCCCUUAUAAAGAUGUGGUAGCUGACAGUUGACUACAUAACAGAGGAACAGAAGGACAUCUAGGACUUACUUCUUUCUUAGUGUACUGCAGUCAUGGCGUCUGGCUUUUUACAGUCCUCAUUGGGAGAAGUGUGGAUGCCUCGGAUAAUGCAUGGAGGUGAAGGAUCGCUGGACCGCCUUCUUCCCUCAGUAAGCACAGGGCUUUCACCCAGGAAAAGGACCACCAGCCAGUGUAAGUCUGAGCCGCCUCUGCUACGGACCUCCAAACGAACCAUCUACACUGCUGGUCGCCCACCCUGGUACAACGAACAUGGAACUCAGUCCAAAGAGGCCUUCGUGAUUGGUCUGUGUGGCGGCAGCGCUUCAGGAAAAACAACUGUGGCCAGAAAAAUAAUUGAAGCUCUAGAUGUUCCAUGGGUUGUACUACUUUCAAUGGACUCUUUUUACAAGGUCCUGUCCCAAGACCAGCAGAUCCUGGCUGCCAGUAAUGACUACAACUUCGACCACCCUGAUGCCUUCGACUUUGAUUUGCUGACACACACCCUACGCAAACUCAAACAGGGCAAGAGUGUGAAAAUUCCUGUGUAUGACUUCACAACUCAUGGGAGACAGAAGGAGUGGAAAACCGUGUAUGGAGCCAGUGUUAUCAUCUUUGAGGGGAUCAUGGCCUUUGCAGAUAAAGAGCUCUUGCAGCUGCUGGACAUGAAGAUCUUUGUGGACACAGACUCUGACAUCCGUUUGGUGCGUCGAUUGAGGAGGGACAUUACAGAAAGGGGCCGAGAUAUUGAAGGUGUCAUCAAACAGUACAACAAGUUUGUCAAGCCAGCCUUUGAGCAGUACAUCGAGCCCACCAUGCGCCUGGCUGAUAUUGUGGUGCCACGUGGUGGUGGCAACAUGGUUGCGAUAGAUUUGAUUGUGCAGCAUGUUCACAGUCAGCUGGAGGAGAGGAAACUUCGCUGGGAUAUGGCAGCCCUGGCUUCAGCACACCAGGCCCAACCCCUCCCCCAGACCCUCAGCGUUCUGGAGAGCACACCCCAAGUCAGGGGCAUGCACACCAUCAUCAGAAACAAGGAAACCAGCCGCGAUGAGUUCAUCUUCUACUCCAAGAGGUUGAUGCGUCUGUUGAUUGAGCGAGCCCUGUCCUUCCUCCCCUCACAGGUCCACAUAGUUCAGACCCCCCAGGGAGAGGAUUAUGAAGGCAGGACUUUCCACGGGAAGAGGAUCACAGGCGUGUCCAUCCUGAGAGCCGGGGAGACCAUGGAGCCGGCCCUGAGGGCUGUGUGCAAAGACGUUCGCAUCGGAAAGAUCCUCAUCCAGACCAACCAGGACACAGGAGAGCCAGAGCUUCAUUACCUGCGUCUACCGAAAGACAUCAGUGAAGAUCAUGUGAUUCUGAUGGACUGCACUGUGUCCACCGGUGCAGCUGCCAUGAUGGCUGUACGAGUCUUACUGGAUCACGACGUUCAGGAGGACAAGAUCCUGCUAGUUUCUUUGCUCAUGGCUGAAAUGGGAGUCCACUCAGUGGCCUACGCAUUCCCACAGGUCAAAAUCAUCACCACAGCUGUUGACAAGAAGGUCAAUGAUCUCUUUCACAUCAUACCUGGAAUAGGAAACUUCGGAGAUCGAUACUUUGGAACAGAUGCACCCCCUGACUGGAGUGAUGAAGAGAUGGAUGAGCCCAGCUACUGAUGAAAUUACUGGUAGUGCACUUACCUAUUGGGUGAUUCAGGACCGUGGCCUUGAGUGGACAAUAUGAGGACAUUCUCUUUGCCUCUGCCUGGCUAUAACAUUCAACCUUCAAGAUUGCCUUGAAACUGAAAACAGGAGAAAACAUCUCUAAUGUCACCUCGUGUUAAAUUUUAAAUUAAGUUAUUUUGUAUUGUGUAAAUGCUGUCAAGGAGAGAGCUGUGUUAAAAAAAAUUUUUUUUUAUUUGUACAGUAUGUUUUUCAGUCAUAAUGUUGUAUUUCAGCGCUUUAAUUGUGACAAUCUCUAUUGAAAUUUGCCGGCGUGUUGUUUUGAAAAGAUUUGUCGAGCCUUAAGCCGUGUACUGUGGACGACACAACUGAAUGUGAAUUUGCACGUGACGUAAAAGAAGAAAAAGUCAAGCUUUUAAGGUUAUUCUUUACCAAAUACCUUUCUCACAACUUUGACGAAACUAAAAUCAGAACAUGAACUCAUGUUGCUCAACUUCCAUCGCCAUGAGCGCUUUCUGAAGGACCAUUCAAUCGGAAAAUGUGUAGGUGUAUAUCUUUUUUUUUUUUUUAGCUCUCUGGUUCAGUCUUUUCCUUCAGUGUGGAUGCUGACCUAACCAGUUGAAAAGGAUGUUGAAAACUGUUUUUCAUUAUACAGCUUUAAGUAUGUGCUUGUGGUGUAUAUUUAUGCAGAAUAUCCUUCAUUUACAUACCUUUACUCUGAAUAGACCUGACCGGUCGGCCGGCAAGUCCUACAUCUUUUUGUUGCUGCAGAAAUGGGUCAUGUGCAUUUAACAAACACAGAUUAAGUGUUUAUUUCAGUCUCACAUGUCCUGAUUUACGCUUCUGUUUUUCAUGCAGUAGAAUGGGAGUGUUUAUUUUAAAAAAGGGCUGUUGAGUUGUGGACACAAACUCAAAAUAUCCACAGGUCAGAGAGUAUCCUGAUCGUGUCUGAUCUUUUUACGUGGCGGCAAUAUUGAAAUGAAUGUGAUACAUCUGUUAAAGCUUGUGCCUAUUUGAGAUUGCCUCGUUCUUUGUUGGAAAAUGUUUGCCAGACACGAGGUUGCACUCCACAAUAUUCAUCCUUGUCAGUAUUUGAACUCAUGAGACAAGUUGCUUAUAAAGUUCACUUUGAUAUCAUGAUAUAUUCUUUUCUAUGAGUUCACAGCUAGUUAUCAUUGUAUGUUUUUUCUUUUUUUUGAGAAAAGGAAAUGCACACCAUCAAGGGAAAAAAAACCAUGAAGUCAGUUUGUAAUGGAAAUCGCUGCAUCCUGUCAUUACUUUUAGUCACCUGUUACUGUAGAGUCGGUGCUUACUGCUGGAUUCAGUGUUGAGGAAGUCAUUCUGUGCAGAAAUCAACUGAUUGUGUUUGCAGCCUCAUUGUUUGACUGCAUGCUGUUUUUGGCUUUACCAAUUCUGCAUGUUUUUUAUAUAUAUAUUUAAUAAAAGUGCAAUAGAGAUUUUCA
Molecule: messenger RNA, 3718 nt
Organism: Amphiprion ocellaris (clown anemonefish)
Lineage: Eukaryota; Metazoa; Chordata; Actinopteri; Pomacentridae
Gene: uckl1b
Product: uridine-cytidine kinase 1-like 1b
Exons: 15
Coding region: 654-2249 (531 amino acids)
Cellular component (GO): cytoplasm
Molecular function (GO): kinase activity; ATP binding
Source: RefSeq, a predicted model, not a curated record